AUGACGCAGAUCGUGACCGGGUCCGACGCCAACUCCCUGUACAACCUCUUGUGCGUAGACUUGAUCAGGGACUACGUCAUGGACACCGUCGCGCCCGUAGACGUGGUCAACUUCAUGAUCGGGACCGGGAUCAGGUUCACGAGCCAGGACAUGAAGAGGUACGCGUCGCUGGUCAAGUACAUCAUCCCGAACAGGCGCUGGUUGAAGUCCAAGAUCAGGGACGGGUACGAGUUCAUCCUCGUGUCCAAGAACCUCACCGCGUUCAUCAACACGAACGGGUACGACCUCAGGAGGAGGAUCUCGUUCAGCUCUCGGGGCCCAUCGCCUUGCAGGAUAAACUCGGAUGUGGUCUUGAUUGCGAUGAAGGACAGCAACUUCGUGAGGUGCACGAACGACUUCAUGGACGGGUCUGGAGCCGAGGUCUUGGACACACCCACGCACUGGCCUUCGACCAUGAAGUUUGGCGGGAUCGAGGCCAACGUCAUGACCGUGACCAUGGACCAGCUGAGAGUCGCGUUGUGGUGCGUAGACGAGGACAAGCCCGUGGACAUGCCCUUGAUCAUGGACGCGAACAUGAUCAUCUCGUCGAAGCUGAACGCGAAGGUACACAUGACCAAGGUCCAGUACAUGUACCUGAACACGGACGAGAACAACCUCAUCCACACGAGCUUGUGCAGGGUGAGGUCCGAAAGCGAGGUCAUGACCACAGCCAAGACGCAGUGCGUGCUCGCGACCCCGGGUCUCGGCGAGGACUCCGCUGCGUACAGGGCCCACGUCCUGAUCAAGUAG
Messenger RNA from Saxophila tyrrhenica, 789 nucleotides. RefSeq lists its product as uncharacterized. The record is from RefSeq and is a predicted model, not a curated record. Bases 1 to 789 code for a protein of 262 amino acids. The transcript has a single exon. Lineage: Eukaryota; Fungi; Ascomycota; Dothideomycetes; Mycosphaerellales; Extremaceae.